AUGGCAUCGCUACGAUCAAGCAAAUGGGACUUUCUUCAGGAGGAACCGGAGCUGGACGGGGAAGAAGGCGAUGUUUCGCAAGCCAGCAGCUUGCGCGAGCAGGCAAAUGCUUUGAGCCACCACGCACGCCAAGAGCAGGAGCCGCGGCGACGGCAGCAGCAUCUUUGCGAGGCCCUGGGAAUGUAUCGCAAAGCCGAUGCGCUGCUGGGGAACCACUGCAAGGAGUCCAGGGAAGCUUGGCGCUUGGCGCUUCAAUGCCGUCUCAAUGCAGCAUGCCUUCCCAUGCAGGUUGUUGCGCUCGCCGGCGCCGACGAAAGACAGCAGGCCGAGGUGGUCGCUACUCACUUUGCAAAUGCUGCGUUGGAGCUUGAUCCAGAGAAUCCUCAUGCAGCACUCAUCCUGGCGCGCAGUCAGAAGGGCUUGGCCGAGCAGCAUCUCCGCAAUGCGCAGGUUUGGGCGCAGAAGCGAAGGGAUGAGGACGCAGCUGAGCAAGCCGCAGAGUUGGCGAAGAGCUUGCGGCCCGGAUGGCAGACGCAGGUUGAUUCGCCGUCCGUUUGGGUGCAGAAGGGAGCCGAACUCUUCAAGCGAGGUCAAACAAAGGAGGCGGAGUGCUUGUUGCUGCAAGCAGUCGAGUACAUGGACCGGAAGGAGAAUGGGGGUCCAAUAGACUCUCUUGCGACACGAGCUGGACGUGCGCUGGCGUUUGAUGCGCUGGAGGUGUUGGCAGAGUGUCUGGCGGCCAGGAGAGACUUCGAGGGUUCCCUCCGAUGUGGUCGCAGAGCUGCGAAUUUGCUUGAAGUGGGUGCCACUCAGGUUCCUUUCGCGGAGCCCGAGUGUAGCAGGCGAGAAGGCCUGCUGUACCUGUCGUUGGGACAUGCUUCCGAAGCUGCCGGUGAGAAGGAGGCGCUCUCCUUCUUUCGACGAGCAGCUCAAGCCUUGCAGAGGUCCAACUCGCCUGCAUUGGAAGGAACGGCCCUGCUUGAGUUUGGUCUCCGCCUGGCUCAGGACUUCGAUGCUGGGGAUCCGAAUGCUGCUGACUUGGCCAUGCCAACCUUAGAGCGUGCGAUUGAAAAGCUAAAGCUUGCGCACGGUCAGCAGCUGAAAGGAAAGAAAGAUGAGCGGGUUGCAGAUGCGAGUUCGCAGAAGCCGGCGCUCGCUUCCGAAAGACUUCUGAGGAGACAGCUCCAGGCACAGGUGGCAGUGUGCUCGCUCCACCUGUCUCUGGGAGACUCUGCAGCUGCGGAGGAGGUGUUGAAUGAAUCGCGACACCUUGUUGAUGCUGCGGACGCUGGUGAGUCGGCGACUCGCUUGGAAUGGGCCCGCUUGUGCGGUCAAUGGGCCUUCGCUGCCGCACAGGUGGGACGAUUGGCCGAGGCCGAGGAGGCUUUGCGAGCAAAGUGGAAGCGAGCAGGUGGCAAAGACCCAGAGUGGGGCCAAGACGGCUCUGACCUGCAGUCGCUGGAGGGCUCUUCAUGCCAAGAUCCAGAGGCCUUGCGAUUGCAGCAGGAGGCACUACAGAGCCUCGCGCUUGUGCGACAGAAGGCUUGCGAUGCUGUGGGUGUCGAGGACGCCAUGUCCCGCCUUAGCAGAGCCACACCGGAAACAAGCAGAGGUGAUGUGCAGAAAGAGAUGCAACAUCACCUUCAACGCCUUGCCCGUGAAGAGAGCACAAGUCCCGAGUCAGUUGCUGACUUGCAGGAGUGCGACAAGGCAUCCAAAGCUGCACAAACGUUCCCUUUGCAAAAGGGUGCUUGGCUAGCAGGUCUGAGCGCUCUCAUUAUCGGCAUAUCCGCGACCAAAAUAGAGACGAUGAAAACCGUCGUCUGGCCUCUGCACACAAGCCUGUUGCAGAAUUGGAGUUAUGCUUUCAACUGGCAUGAAGUCCCACAAGACUGA
This is a messenger RNA of Symbiodinium sp. CCMP2456, 1896 nucleotides long. The record is from the annotation of a GenBank genome assembly. NCBI's taxonomy places the organism in Eukaryota, Dinophyceae, Suessiales, Symbiodiniaceae.